Messenger RNA from Phragmites australis (common reed), 1072 nucleotides. Its product is annotated as mitochondrial import inner membrane translocase subunit TIM17-1-like. Lineage: Eukaryota; Viridiplantae; Streptophyta; Magnoliopsida; Poales; Poaceae. The transcript has 2 exons. The record is from RefSeq and is a predicted model, not a curated record. Gene Ontology annotation, biological process: protein import into mitochondrial matrix. Gene Ontology annotation, molecular function: transmembrane protein transporter activity. Gene Ontology annotation, cellular component: TIM23 mitochondrial import inner membrane translocase complex; mitochondrial inner membrane. Bases 70 to 741 code for a protein of 223 amino acids.
UUCCCAUCGCCAACUUAUCAUCCAAGCCAGCCCCGCCGUCCCCGCCGCAGGAGACCGACCGAGGCCGAGAUGACCACACCGGAGACGCAGCGGGAGCCGUGCCCGGACCGCAUCUUCGACGAUGUCGGCGGCGCCUUCGGGAUGGGCGCCGUGGGGGGCUCCGCCUACCACUUCGUCAAGGGCAUCUACAACUCCCCCAACGGCCACCGCCUCGCUGGCGGUGCUGUGGCCGCCCGCAUGAACGCGCCGGGCAUCGGGGGCAGCUUCGCCGUCUGGGGAGGCCUCUUCUCCUGCUUCGACUGCGCCAUGGUAUACGCCCGCCAGAAGGAGGAUCCCUGGAAUUCCAUCGCCACCGGCGCCGCCACGGGUGGCCUGCUCGCCAUGCGCCAGGGCCUUCUCGCAUCCGGCAGGUCCGCGGUCUUCGGCGGCGUUCUCCUCGCGCUCAUCGAGGGCGCUGGGAUCAUGCUCAACCGCGUCUGGGUCGGCCCGCCGCCGGAGGACCCGCUGCAGUUCCCCGGGCAGGACACCUCCCAGCCCGCACCCGUUGGCUUCCUGGGCGUGCUGCCGGCGCCGCCGGUCGUGGUUCAGGAGAUCCCAGUCCCUGAGUCUGCCCCGACUGGGUGGUUUGGCGGUUUGUUUGGGAGGAAGCAGCACGACAAGGUUACAGGUGGGGAUCGCAAGUCGGAGAUGUUGGAGUUAGACUUGCCCAGCACGGCCGUUCCCUCCUUCGAUUACAAGUGAAAAGGGUCAUCCUACUACUGCUUGCAAGGGGCAUCAGAAGUUUCAAAUGACUCCAAAUGCCAGGAGACAGUAGGUUGUAUGACAAAAUCAAGCUUAUCCUUGAGUGCCAGGACUUGAUUUUAUUUGAGCAAUUCACUCGAAUCAAAAUAAAAUUUUGACCGCAGACCUCUAGAUAAAUACAAGUUCAUGAUCUUUUACUCGUCUUAUAUAGUAUUCUGUGUCAGAGUUCAAAGCAGCUCGAGAUGUCUUCAUUCCUUAUGUCGUAUGUAGUGCUUCAAUUGGAAGUGGGAAAUUGAGAUUCAGGGCACUGUGUUCAAAAUUUGUCUUUGCA